Bathycoccus prasinos is the source of this 1422-nucleotide messenger RNA. RefSeq lists its product with no specific name. Bases 1 to 1422 code for a protein of 473 amino acids. Gene Ontology annotation, biological process: mRNA pseudouridine synthesis; tRNA pseudouridine synthesis. Gene Ontology annotation, molecular function: RNA binding; pseudouridine synthase activity. The transcript has a single exon. The record is from RefSeq and is a predicted model, not a curated record. Lineage: Eukaryota; Viridiplantae; Chlorophyta; Mamiellophyceae; Mamiellales; Bathycoccaceae. Gene Ontology annotation, cellular component: nucleus; cytoplasm.
AUGCACCAGAAUAACUCCGACGCGGAGAUGACGACGCAGGAGGAGGAGGAGGAGAGGACGUUGACAAAGAAGAAGACAAAGAUGAAAAAGAUAAAGAGGACGUUCGAUUUCUCGAAAUAUAAAACGCGCAAGAUUGCGCUCGAACUCGCGUAUUGCGGUGCAAACCAUUUCGGGUUUUCCAGUCAAGGCUGCUUGCAAGCCUCCAACGCAGAGACUACGAAUGCGAAGAACAACAGUCACAUUCGAACGAUCGAAGGCGCUUUGUUCGAGGCUUUGAAAAAAUGCAGACUGGUGGACCCAUCGAAGGAGAUUUUCGGGGAACCGUCCGUGGAUUACAGUCGGUGUGGGCGGACCGACCGCGGGGUGAGUUCGAUUGGGAACGUGGUGAGUUUGAACGUGAGGUGUAAAGGAGUUGGCGGCGGCGGCGGCGGAGAAGACGAAGAAGACGACGAAGACGGUGAAAACGGAGAGGAGAUUGAUUACGUCGGUAAUCUGAAUCGAGCGUUGCCGGACGACGUGAGAGCGUUGUGUUGGUACGCGGUGCCUGAUGGAUUCAGUUCGAGGUUUAAUUGUACGAGUAGGCGGUACGAGUAUCAUUUCACGAGAGUCGUGCGACAAAAUCUCGCGCCGCCGCCGCGAGGAGGAGAAGAGGCUGGAAAAUGUGAGCCGGAGGAGAUUCUCGACGUGGGGAGGAUGCGAGAGGCGUGCGAGAAGUUGGUCGGAACGCACGAUUUUAGAAAUUUUUGCAAGAUGAACGUGAAGGAUUGUCGCGAUUACACGAGGCACAUAAAAGAGUGUCGCAUAGAAAAGAAGAAUACGGAACGGACUACCGGUGCGCUUUUGCGCGAGACGGAUUGGGUGCUGAUCAUCGAAGGAAGUUCGUUUUUGUGGCACAUGGUGCGUUGCAUCGCGGCGGUGCUUUUCCAAGUUGGUUUGCGAGCGGAUGCGCCGGACAUUAUCGACGAUCUUCUCGAUUUAACGAAAACGCCGCGAAAACCGCUAUACGCGAUGGCGCCAGAACAUUCGCUCGUUUUAGUCGGGUGCGAGUACGACGACUCUGUCAUAAAUCCUGGCAAGAGAAGAGUAUCAGAGGAGGCUCGGCAAGGCUUGGAAAUGCACGCGUUGGCGGCGGCGAGGAUGCAUCGAUUGAAAGCGAGCUUGUGGGAGGAAAUCGGAGGAAAGGCGCACUCGCCGGUGAAGGAAGAUGCCGAUACUCCUUCUCAUAACGUUAAGCGAAGCCGCGAAUUAACCAGAGGCUUACUCUCAUCGACCUACUACGGCACAGCAGCUGGUGAACCGAAAGGCGAGCCGGUGAGCUUAAAGAAACGCUCGACGGAGAAGACGUACGAUGAAAGAAUAGCAGACCUGAACGCGAAAAACGAGCGCAAGAAAACUACGAAGGAGGAGGCAAAAGUCAGAUGA